This is a messenger RNA of Anopheles coustani, 612 nucleotides long. RefSeq lists its product as uncharacterized. Lineage: Eukaryota; Metazoa; Arthropoda; Insecta; Diptera; Culicidae. Gene Ontology annotation, molecular function: nucleic acid binding. The record is from RefSeq and is a predicted model, not a curated record. Bases 1 to 612 code for a protein of 203 amino acids. The transcript has 2 exons.
AUGGCAACUCGAGAAGCAACGCUGAGGCUCGACUUCUCCAAGCUGCCGGUGAGACCUCCGGUUAAAGAGGUCAUGGAGUUUAUUGCCUCCAAGCUGUGCAUAGCACAGGAUCAGGUGACUAGAAUUCACCUACGCACAACAUCCGUCAAUGUUCAUAUUGACGUGAAAGAUCAAAAUGUGGCACUGAAGAUUGUGGAGGAUCAUGACGGAAAGCACAAUUUUAUGUGUCAGGGAUCCGAAUAUUCCAUUCCUGUCGUCAUGGACGACGGCUCCGUGCUGGUCAAGCUGCACGAUCUACCUUCCCGUAUAUCGGAUGAGGAUAUAAAGGAGUACUUUUCUAAGCACGGAAAAGUAAUGAACAUUUUCGAAGGAAAAUGGACGGAAGGACUAUACGCUGGUUCUUCAAACGGCUACCGUUUUGUGAGAAUUGUGGUCGAAAAACCCAUACCAUCGUUCGUAGACAUUCGGAACACAACCACACUGGCGACUUACAAAGGCCAGAAACCGACGUGCAGCUUCCCAGGAACUUCGACGGAGUUACGAUACCAUAUGAUUGAUCAAUCAUGUCCAAACUUCAAGAUUUUUUUAAAUGAUAUUAAAGCUAACGGUUAA